This is a messenger RNA of Theobroma umbraticum, 3665 nucleotides long. RefSeq lists its product as uncharacterized. The record is from RefSeq and is a predicted model, not a curated record. Gene Ontology annotation, cellular component: chromatin; nucleus. Gene Ontology annotation, biological process: mitotic sister chromatid cohesion; DNA repair. NCBI's taxonomy places the organism in Eukaryota, Viridiplantae, Streptophyta, Magnoliopsida, Malvales, Malvaceae.
AUUAAGUGUUUUGCAGUGAAGGACGAAAAGGUUAGACAUUGCCAUCUCUGUUCUAUCAAAUUCAGAUCUUCCUUUUUCAGGUUUGAUAUUCUGUUUCUCAAGAUGGCUGAUAAGGUAGCAGAAAGGGCCAAUAAGAAAAUAUAUGGACUUGUGUAUUCUAGGGCAAGCAGUGGCAGAGGCAAACCAAAUGAGAUAGCCAGGGAUGAUGACCUAAUUAUAGGGAGUCUGCCGAAAGAAAUGAUGAUGAAGCUUGUUAGAGGAAGAUCUAACAGUGUUAGAUACAGAGCAAAAGAAAGCUUGACAGAAAAUUGUAUUGAAAAUUUUAAGGGAAAAGAAAGUACAGAAAUGAUAACUAUGAAAGGAAAUUCCAAGGCAGAGUGCUCUAAACAGGAGGAGAGUCAGACCAGUGAAGGGGCUCCCAUCGGCAAUGGACAGGUAGAGGUAGACAACACUGUCCAGAAAGAUGACAACAAGAACACAGACACUCCAAUGAAGCAGAAGAGGGGUGCAGAUGGAGAAAUAGUUCAUGCAUAUUUCUCAUCUUCAGAGAAAAGUUUGUCUAGGCUUCGUCCUAGGAAAGAGGUACCUGCUUUCCGCAUGGUUAAUCUGGAGGAGAGUGACAAUGAAUUUGUAGUUGGUAAAAGAGUCAAGAUCUACUGGUCAGGUUCACGCAGAUGGUUCAUUGGACGCAUUGUUGCUUUUGAUAACAAGAAUAGGCUGCAUAGGAUUCUGUAUGAAGAUGGUGAUAAAGAGGUGUUGGACUUAAGGAAAGAACGUUUUGAACUUGAGGUAAUGCCAACUGACAAUUUAAAGUUGAAAAGUGAACCCCAUUCUGCUGGAAAAGCUGAUGGAUUGGAUAGUGGCAAUGUUAGAGAAGCUGUGAUGAAACAGAACUCAACAGAUCUUACUAGUGCAAAAACAAUGACAAAGAGUUCAGAGUCCACGAAGAAAAAAGGAGCAAAGAAAGAGGGCAAAAGGACAAGCCGCAAAACAUACAAGAAGGGCACUGAAGUUACCAUGGAGGAUUUGGUCUCCAAUGUGGCUGUGAUCCCAGAGAAAGUUGGUGAAGUAGUAACUAAUAAGGCCAGUGACAUGGAAAAACCUGGUCAGGCAAGUCCUGAAGAAGAUGAAUCUAAUUUCAUUUCAGAAGUUGUCAAAGAAGCUGCUGAGGAGUUUAAAGCAGAAACAACUGUAGGUAAGUCUCAUUCUGAGUUCUGGAGUGUGGGAUCAGACAACAGUAGGAUUAAAGAAAGCGGGAAAGCUGUGGAAGAUGACUCCUUAAAUAUCAGCAUCGCAGAAUUAGCAAAAAAGCCAAAGGGUUCAAGGAAAAGACUUAUGCCUAGAGCUAAAAGGAUGAGGGUCAACAAAGCUUUAACUAGAGAAUUUGGCAAUGUUUUGGAGAAGCUGGAGGCAGAUAUGAAGUCUCAUGUUCAGUGUGAUGAAGUAAAGACCACAGAAAUGGAUAUUGAUAUCAACAGUGAGGCAAUGGAAGUUAAUCUUCAGAACAUUAGCAGUGAAACACUUGGAAAGAAAGCAAGUGAAGGAGAUGAAACAUCAAAUGACGCUUCAUUUACUACACUGGAUCUCACUUCAAAGAACAAAACUGCUAAAGGACCUGGUGAUGUCAGUAGAAAUGCAGCUAAUGAGGUGGAAAACCUGACAAAGACAGAAAAUAGAACAGCUGAACAAGCUGUCAUUCCUAGUCUGUUCUUAAACCCUCAUGAUGUCAAAGAUGAGAGGGAGGUCCUGGCUGCUCAUCAAAUGGAAUUUGCUGCUUCCAUUAACAAGGGUGAAGAUGAAUUAAUAACCGGGAUCACCAGUGUUCAAAGAUUUGAACAUAUUGACAGCACGAAUACUAACCGUGAGACAGAAUCUAUCCUGGAAGCUGAGAGCAUGAAGCCCUGUGAAUCAUCUUACUGUCUGCAGCCUAUUGUAAGUCCAGAAGAACCAAAGCCAAAUGUUUUGCAGGCAAAAGUCAAAUUGGAGAAUAGUGAAUCUGAUAAAGAAUCCAAAGAAGGCACGGACUUCAUCAGUGUGAGAAAUGAAAGCUAUUCUAGCAAGGAAAGCCAAAGCAAUAAUGGUGCUGCAAGCUGAAGUAGUCCUGGACAAUCUGCAGUUUAAACAAAGUACGUGUGUUUUUUAGGCCUAAAGGUUAUUGAAGUAGGUGGGCAUCUAUAUCCUUUGGCUUGGCAUUGUUUUUCUUUAAGCAUGUGUCAUUUACUUUGUUCAUCGCACAUCUUCAAAUUCUACUUGUGUUAUUUGGACUCCGUAGAAAAGACUUAUAUGUUCCUAACUGAUUCUCUUUCUGCAGGUGGUAAUUGAUUCUGAGAACAAAGUUGUGUUUGCACUUGUAAUUGGUUUGUGUAUCAGCUGUUAAUGCAAUUACAUAUGUGAAUGUGUUAUAAAAGAAUUUCUUUCUAUCUUUUCUGCCUUUUUCUUCCUCUGCAAACAUCUAUGUUAUGUUAUUCAUAAAGAUUUUGAUGAAAUAAGAUAAUCCUUCAGGCCACUAAAAUGCGAAUAUCUAAUUAUUCCCUUGGAGAAGUAAAAUAAAUCAAGAUUUUUGUAUUGACCAUUAAUGCUUAUGAGUUCUUGUCUUUGGUAGGGAUUGCUAAUGAUUUCCCUAGUAUCUUGACCACAGGUCACUAUUCUGCAAUUAUCUUGUACGUAUUUUGGUAAAUCAACCUACACGUUUCAUCCAAUGUCAAUUUUGAAAAUUUGUAUUGUUUAAUUUUUGCAGGUAAAUAUAUAUUGACAGACAUAUGAAGGGGUUUUUGGAUGCCAUGAACACUGGAUUAUCAAGAUUCAGCAAUGUUGGCAAGCCAGCAACUUCUCAUGGAAAUAGGAGGCUUAGCUGAGAUGUGCAUAGAGAUGGUGACUUGAUAGGGAGACAAAGAAACGGGUAGGCUAACUUGGUAAUUCUGAAGUUAAGACACAGAAAUGGGUAGAACAACAAGACAAUACCAAAGUCGAGUAGCUUCUUGGGAAAAAAAUAUGGUUAUUUUUGUCUGUUCGAGAAAAGAUGAAACCAUACUAUCUUCACCAGUCAUUACCUGGUGCAUGUUCUAUAUUAACUAUGUUACUUCAUGAAUGAGGUUUAUAUGUUGAAUGAUUUCAGCGCUCUUAUUACCCAUGACCUCUGUUGGUAUCUUGUUAGAUGUAAUGGGUGAAUGGGUAUUCUCUCCAAAGCUGUUAUAACAAUUAUUGAUAGAUGUUUCUGAAACGUUUGAUCUGGUGGGUUAAUGGCAAUUCUCUCAGCAGCUGUUAGCCUGCUAAAAUCAUAUUGAUUUUUCUGAGGAAUUUAGGAUGUGGGUUGCAUCUUCAGCAAUGAAGUUAUCAGUUUAAUUUAUAGCCAACAAAACUGAGUGGUACCUCUUCUAUGCCCGCUCCUGCUUUCCAGUGGGAUACAAGUCCCACCAAAAGCCCCACAGAAUCUUCCUUGUCCUUUCACUCAUUGAAGGGGCACUGUCCUAUUCAAAGCAUUGUGUUGGUGUACUCAAAAGGUAACUCCGAACCAAAACUCAAUGAAUUGCCAGAGUUUUCUCACCUGACCUUUAAACGUGGAAGAAAUUUUCUGCGAUGACAAAUUGCAGCACUCAGUCAAUCUGGAAUCUGAAACAAUUCCAGGUGGUCUAACAUUUCUUCAUGGGAUUUCUCACCCUUUUGGC